Molecule: messenger RNA, 2103 nt
Organism: Thrips palmi
Lineage: Eukaryota; Metazoa; Arthropoda; Insecta; Thysanoptera; Thripidae
Product: E3 ubiquitin-protein ligase TRAIP-like
Exons: 8
Coding region: 449-1810 (453 amino acids)
Source: RefSeq, a predicted model, not a curated record
GCGGCGGUUCGCCGAACCGCGGGCGUAAACAGAGGGAAGGACUUUCGUCUUCUUGCCGCGCUGGAACUCGAGAGGCGUCCGCUCGCUGCUGGAGACGCCGCGGUUUUCGGGGACAUCUUCCCAGCAAAGACACAGUGCAACACAGCCAAGCGAAGACCUCAGCCAGUCAAAAGCCAUUGGAAUGGAAAAACACUUAUCAUGUUCCGACGGCUAGAUUUAAAAUGCAACUCCUUUUCGGAUGAACAAAUGAAACGCGUUUCCGGUUUACGUCCAUCGCGAUUUCUCAUAUCGCCGUCUGUUCGCCGCUUUCCCGCCUUGACGCAUCGGCUGCUGUCGUUUGAAAACAUCUCAACAAUCCUUGUUUUAGUUCUUUCGAGCUGAAUCUUUCGAAAUUCAAGAGAACUUCUACUUAUCUGUUUUCGAUGUUUUGAUUUGGUGUACUGUCACAAUGCGUCUGACGUGUAUUGUAUGUCGAGAACUUACGCUCCCCAGUGAGGAUAUCCAUGGAGCUCUUUGCGGUCACUUUUUCCACUAUACCUGUUGGAUCGGAUGGCUUGAGAGGUCCAAGACGUGUCCACAAUGCCGUAAGAAAACUACAGAGAAGCAGUUAUUCAGGCUCUAUUUUAAUUUGGCUGAAGGUGAAGGGGAAGAAGUCGAAGAUGCUGCGGCUAUAAAUAAUAAGCUGGAUUCGCUUUCUUUCAAUCUCCGCUGCAAAGAAAGAGAUCUUGCAUCUGUUAAAGAAGAACUGGAUAAAGAGCUAAAUGUGAACAAAGGGCUAAGAAAUGAAAUUGUGAAGUACAAAAAGAAAAUGGAUGAUGCUGAUACUCAUCGACAAUGUUUAGAGGAAAAGGUAACUUAUCUGCGACUGCAAGCCAAAGAUGCAGAGCAAGCUAAAGCCAAAGUUUCAUCUCUUCAAACAAAACUUGACAGACUUUCAAGAAUGGAAACAAUUAUUCAUGGUAAUGUUGAAGAUGUGCAGGCGGUACUAGAUACAACCACUUUCUCUCAAGAAGGAAUGCGAAGUCUUGCCUUAUUCACAUCUAGUUUAAAGCGAGCUCUUGAAGAAUCCAAAGAGCGUCGAGAACAAAUGAAAGAAUCUCAUAAUGCUGAUAAGAAUGAGAUACGCAAGUUAAGACAAGAAAUUAGAGAACUGAAAGCAGCCUUAGAAACUGCAGAUAGCACAAAGCAGCACUUGGAAAGUGACAUCCGCCAUCUAGAGCAGGAGAAGAAAAGCCUAACUGAAAAAAUAAACUUUUUGGAGAAAGCAAUUCUAUCACCCAGCUCUGAUAAUGUGCGGGACAAAGCGCUCAGGAGGCUGAUCACAGAGAGCCCUGCACCCGAAUACCUCAAGCGGAUGCGAGAAGACGACGAGACCACAGAUGACGAUAGUCACACCCCUGUCAUAGCUGGCCCAGGGAGAAGUUUCUCACAGUCCCAGACUGAGAAUAUACCCUCGCAGCAAGCCAAGCGACUGGAGCUGGACGGUUCGCCAGCCUUGGGAGUCCGGCCCCUCAUUGUGAAGGGCUCUGGUGUGCCGUUGAAAAAGACUCAAUCCAUGCCUGCUGAGUUCAACAAGAUGAAUAUAUUUAGCAAGAGGCUGCAACCUUCCAACCUCAAAGCUCCGUUACGGCCCACAUCACAAUUUGGUGCAGGGUAUGAUGGCCUGGGGGGCCAUUCGGCUGCUGAUGAGUUCCCUGUGCCUAGCCCGAAACCUUUAAAGAAGCUAAAGCCCGCCGGUCCACCCAAAUUCAAAAAACUAACUGCCCCAGCAGGAGUCCCCAAGCUGGACAAAUUUGAUGGAUUUUUUUGAGUUUGAAGGCAACAUUUUAUUAUGUUUUAUGGAAAGAAUGUUGUUUGUUAUAAGUGCCUUUGUUAAAAUGCUGUUUCUAUAUUUUGAAUUAAUUAUUGUUGAGAGAUGUUAAUUUUAACAUUGAUAUAUUUUUUGUAAUAAAGUAACUUCACUGGCUGUGGUGUAUGUGUGUGCUGCAUUCUUGGUUUUCUAUCAAUGUAUAUAGUGCUUGUUUGUAAAAUGUUGUGAUUUAAUUGUCAGACCCUGUACAAUCAAUGUAAUUUUGAAGUAAACUUAAUAUUUUGAGACUUUUA